UCUUAUUUUUAAAAGGAACUUGCAAAUAUAUACUACAAUCCUAAAGACUUUAAUAUGCACCUCUAAAAACAAAGAGUAAAAUUAUCUACAUAAUCUCAAUGUUACCACAAUUACUUUUAACAUUUUCUAACUAACGUCCAGUGCACAUACAAAUUUCCCCAAUUGUUCCCAAAUGUUUCUGUAGCUCUUGUUUUCCGAUCGAGGCCCAUACAUUGCAUUUGCUGUUAUGUCAUAAAGCUGAGCCCCUGACAGAAAGAACCUGGGCUCCAGUUUUCAGGACAGACUGUCAAUAACAUGCUAUCAUUCCCUAAAUCUUCCAAAUCAAACACGCACGCACACCUCCACAACCCCUGCCAAAGCGCGGCACGCGAGCGCGGUGUUUUCUGGGAAAUGUAGUCUUGAAUUUUAUGAGUUCUCGCGCAGCACUCUGGGAACGAAUAUUCUGCGCUUUCCCCUGCGCAUGCGCAGUCGGCUCUAUUUUCUUGCUUCCACCCUCUGCGGCGUUAAGUGUGCCCGCGGUUCGCACUUCAGCUUGUCCUUUACAGUUGUCCACACUUUUCCAAGGGCAGCAGAAAGUGAACAUAUCUCAGCAUUUCCUGUGUUAUAUCUGCAAGGAGUACGUGGAAGAUUUGGCCAAAAUCCCCAAGAGUUUCUUACAAGAAGCAAAUGUCACCCUUAUAGUUAUUGGACAGUCAUCCUACCAUCAUAUUGAGCCUUUUUGCAAACUGACUGGGUAUUCCCAUGAAAUCUAUGUUGAUCCUGAGAGAGAAAUUUAUAAAAGAUUGGGAAUGAAAAGAGGUGAAGAAAUUGCCUUCUCAGGACAGAGCCCCCACAUAAAGUCAAAUGUACUCUCAGGAAGCCUUCGGAGCCUGUGGUGGGCAGUGACUGGCCCUCUCUUUGAUUUUCAAGGAGACCCAGCUCAGCAAGGUGGAACCCUCAUUUUAGGCCCAGGUAACAACAUCCAUUUUAUACACUGCGAUAGGAAUAGGUUGGAUCACAAACCCAUAAACUCUGUUUUACAGCUUGUAGGAGUUCAGCAUGUAAACUUUACAAGCAGACCUUCAGUUAUCCAUGUGUGACAUAGUAUGGAAUCUGUUGCUUUCAGAUGCACCCUCAGGAAUAUGAACUUAAGUGCUGGGGUAUCUAACUUGGUGGCCCUUCCUAGCUCUUGAGGAGUUAUGAAAACUGAGAGAGACCAUGUACCAGUUAAAUUGCAUGCUGAGAGGCACUGGUUGUCAAAAAUGUGAUAUAUAUUUCCAAUUUUAUAGCUUUUAAAAUUUAUGCAAUAUAACAAAAUAAAUAUCAA
Molecule: messenger RNA, 1306 nt
Organism: Microcebus murinus (gray mouse lemur)
Lineage: Eukaryota; Metazoa; Chordata; Mammalia; Primates; Cheirogaleidae
Gene: PRXL2C
Product: peroxiredoxin like 2C
Source: RefSeq, a predicted model, not a curated record